Messenger RNA from Phyllopteryx taeniolatus (common seadragon), 715 nucleotides. It is a transcript of the gene lamtor3, whose product is annotated as late endosomal/lysosomal adaptor, MAPK and MTOR activator 3. Gene Ontology annotation, cellular component: Ragulator complex. NCBI's taxonomy places the organism in Eukaryota, Metazoa, Chordata, Actinopteri, Syngnathiformes, Syngnathidae. Gene Ontology annotation, biological process: cellular response to amino acid stimulus; positive regulation of TOR signaling. The coding region runs from base 173 to 547 and encodes 124 amino acids. The transcript has 7 exons. The record is from RefSeq and is a predicted model, not a curated record.
CUGUUCCUCAAUAGGCGGAAAGAAAACAAGCAAGUCAUGUGAUUUGUGCUCGUGACCAUCGACGUCUCCGCAGGUGGCUGUGGCUUUAGAGCAUCUUACCACAGUCCGCAUAGCUCGAAAUUACUUCUCAGAGAGCAAAAGGAUUGAAUGACUCGCGAGGAGACUGGUCACCAUGGCUGAUGACUUGAAAAGAUACCUCUAUAAACAGUUACAAAGUGUUGAAGGUCUUCAUGCAAUCGUGGUUACAGACAGAGAUGGAGUCCCAGUUAUCAAAGUUGCCAAUGAUAAUGCUCCAGUCCAUGCUCUGAGACCAGGCUUCCUGUCCACGUUUGCUCUGGCAACAGAUCAAGGCAGCAAGUUGGGCCUCUCCAAAAACAAGAGUAUUAUCUGCUACUACAACAGCUACCAGAUUGUACAGUUCAAUCGGUUACCUCUUGUGAUCAGUUUCAUCGCCAGCAGCAAUGCUAACACAGGUCUUAUCAUGAGUUUGGAGAAGGAGUUGGCUCCACUAAUAAAUGAGCUGAGGCAGGUAGUAGAAGUGACAUAAAGUUUGACAAACCAUCAAAGCCUCAGGGAUCAACAGAGGAGAACCCCCUUGUGUUUUGUUGGCGUCUUAUACUCACUUCAAUCAAGAUUUAACAUACACUCUGCUGUGUUGAAAACCAGUUUUUUCCUUAAUCUAAUACUUGAAGUCUGAAUAAAUGUUUGAUUUUAA